Myiozetetes cayanensis is the source of this 1187-nucleotide messenger RNA. RefSeq names its product chromosome unknown C1orf50 homolog (gene CUNH1orf50). Bases 10 to 561 code for a protein of 183 amino acids. The transcript is spliced from 4 exons. Lineage: Eukaryota; Metazoa; Chordata; Aves; Passeriformes; Tyrannidae. The record is from RefSeq and is a predicted model, not a curated record.
CGUGCGGCCAUGGCGGAGGGCGGCGCGGAGCCCGGGCAUGGCGGCACCGGCCCCGGGCUGGCCCUGGCGCUGGUGGAGGGCAGCGCCGGCCGCGCCGCCCGCGUCGGGGACCCCGGAGACCUGGUGGCCCUGGCGCGGCAGGUGCAGCAGGCCGAUGACUUCGUGCGGGCGAACGCCUGCAGCAAACUGGCCGUGAUCGCCGAGCAGAUCCGGCACCUGCAGGAGCAGGCGCGGAAGGUCUUGGAUGAAGCUAACAGAGAUGCUGAUCUGAACCACGUGGCCUGCAACCUCGUGAAGAAGCCAGGAAACAUUUACUACAUGUACAGGCGGGAGAGUGGGCAGCGCUACUUCUCCAUCCUGUCUCCUAAGGAAUGGGGAACCACUCCCCACGAAUUUCUCGGUGCCUACAAGCUCCAGCACGACAUGUCCUGGACUCCAUUUGAGGACGUUGAGAGACGAGAUGCAGAAAUAGCCGUCCUGGAGAAGCUGCUGAGCCGGCAGGCAGCGCUGCCCCCCUGCACAGAGCCCAACUUCCAGGGCCUGACCAAGUCACAGGAGUGACCACACAGGACCCCCUGAGCGGAGUCCCUGCGUGAGGGGACACGGGGCCUGGGCGAGGAAAGAGACCAAGAAACAAAAAUGCUGAUUGCUCUGUGCUUUAAGGAGACUAAUUAUGUGUUCAGUCCUACUGGAUUUUCUGGUAAUUGAGUAAUUUAUUUUGUUGACCUGUGCCCGGCUGGAGUGGGAGGCAGCUGGUGUGAGUUCCAGAGAUGUGAUAAUGCUAUAACAUAACAUGUCCUACCUGCCUGUCUCUGGCAGGUAAUGAUUUCAGGGCUGGAUUUUGCCCCCUGUUAAAAUGCACGUUUAGGGAACUCUGCGGCCCGGGAAGAGGCGUCAAAACCCCAUGCAAAGGGUCUGUUGUGAUGAGAAUCUGCUGCUCUCUGUCCCAGCUGGCCUGAACCCCUGAGCUGGGAACAUGGGUGAGCUGGAGCUGGGAAGUGUCUGGGAAAUGUCCUUCAUUGGGAAGAGCUCCAUUCAGGCCUCAGGUGCUCUUCAAACAAUGGGUUUGUGCAUUCCCCUUGGAUUUGAGUGCAUGAGCUGCCAGGUGGAGACAGGGCACUGGAUGCCUCUGUGCCAGAGCAGUGGGGAAAGUAAAAUAAAUCAAUCUUGAUCUCAGGUGUCCCUUU